AUCAACACAAUUUUUUAUCCAACGUCAGUCCCUAUCAUUUUGCCUUUUUUUAUGAUUAUAUUUUAUACAAUAUUUUCAACGUUUGCCAUUUAUUAGGGUUCCUUCAAUACUUUGUCAUGUGUUACCUACUGUGUACCCUUUUGUCUGUAACAGGUCUGUAGUUAUCUACACUCAAUUACCACCUAGAUGGUAAUUUGAAAUUGGCGUCGCAGCUGUUCAGGGCGAAGGAGAAGACGGCGACGGUACCGAAGACGAAAAGACCGACGACGGUUUGACCACCGAAGGCGAAUCGGUCGCGGGCGAUCUAACGGACGCGACGGAAGACGCGCAGAGCGACAACGAGAUACUCGAACCAGAACCCGUGGUUGAACCCGAACCAGAACCACAACCACCCUCCCCGGCACCAGAAGAACUUUGGGCAUAUCUCAAGGACACCGUGUGCUCGAAUAACCCGCUUAGCGUCGACGACCUAGUUGACAAACUCAUGACUGCCGUCACGGCCAUACCACAACCCCUACUGAACUCUGUGGUCAAAGACACUAUCAAAAAACAAAAAUCAAUUGACGAAGGAAUCGAAGGUGGUCCCCCGGCCGAAGGUGAUCCCGCAGCACCCACUGACCCAGCUGACCCUGCAGCACCCGCUGACCCUGCCGAUCCGGCGGCGCCCGCCGACCCUGCAGCUGAAACAGCCGCACCGACCGACCCAGCCACUGAAGCGGCGGCACCGACUGACCCGGCCACCGCGGCGACGGAACCAGCGGAUCCGGCCGCAGCUGCACCGGCUGAAGUGGCGGAAGCACCACCGGCUGAAGGUGAACAACCACCGGCGGCCACCGAGGAAGUUAAACCGGAAGAAGCGCCCGCCGCUGAGGCCGCGCCCGACGCAGCGCCAGCAGCGGAAAGUGUACCGGAACCAGCAGCAACAGCUUAAAAAAGACAAUGCAAAAACCAGAGCCAUUCGAUCGUGCAUUCUGAAUAUUUUAUACUUAACAUCGUCAAAUACAAUCAGCGUUAUUUUACUAUUGUAUUCUUACAAUUUUUUUAAAUUACCCAUAUUGGAUACUUAUAAAUUAUAAUGCAUUCAAAUUGUUUUCCGUAUUAAAAUAAAAUACCUAA
This is a messenger RNA of Acyrthosiphon pisum (pea aphid), 1116 nucleotides long. RefSeq names its product putative GPI-anchored protein 58. The record is from RefSeq and is a predicted model, not a curated record. The coding region runs from base 485 to 931 and encodes 148 amino acids. The transcript has 5 exons. NCBI's taxonomy places the organism in Eukaryota, Metazoa, Arthropoda, Insecta, Hemiptera, Aphididae.